GCCGAGGAAAACCCCCUCAAAACCCAGGAGCCGUGCUGAGCUGGCCCUCCCUCUCAAAGCAGUCAACCAGCCGCAGCUCCUCCCUCACUCCAAAGGGCCACGGUCUGGUCUACUCUCACCAACCCACCAGCAUGGCCGAGCGUCUCGCCGCAGCCGCCACCCUCCGCGCCGCCGCUUCAUCCGGCCCCUUGCCGGCCGGCCGCCGCGCCGGGCCAUCCAGCUCUGCCUUCUUCCGCUCCUCAUCCUCGUCCUCCCCGGCUCUCCGCCUCGUCAGCCUCCGCGCCGCGUCCUCUCGGCCCUCCCAGAAGGCCAAGUCGGUGGGGAGGGGGCGAUCGGUGAGGUGCAUGGCAGCGGCGUCGGACGCGGCACAACUGAAGGCCGCGCGCGAGGACAUCAGGGAGCUGCUCAACACAACCCACUGCCACCCCAUCCUGGUUCGUUUGGGGUGGCAUGAUUCUGGCACAUAUGACAAGAAUAUUAAUGAUUGGCCAGAACGAGGUGGAGCUAAUGGAAGUUUAAGAUUUGAUGUUGAAUUGAAGCAUGGAGCCAAUGCUGGUUUGGUAAAUGCUCUAAAGCUUAUGCAACCAAUCAAGGACAAAUACCCAAGUAUCACUUAUGCAGAUUUAUUCCAGUUGGCAAGUGCUACAGCAAUUGAGGAAGCUGGUGGCCCAAAGAUUCCAAUGAAAUAUGGACGGGUUGAUGUCACAGGACCUGAGCAGUGUCCACCUGAGGGGAAGCUUCCUGAUGCUGGCCCGAGUGCUCCUGCUGACCACCUGAGGCUGGUAUUCUACAGAAUGGGCCUUGAUGACAAGGAAAUCGUUGCUUUGUCUGGGGCACAUACACUUGGAAGGUCUAGGCCUGAACGGAGUGGCUGGGGGAAACCUGAAACAAAAUAUACUAAAAAUGGUCCUGGUGCACCUGGUGGACAAUCAUGGACAGCUGAAUGGCUGAAGUUUGAUAACAGUUACUUCAAGGAGAUAAAAGAGAAAAGAGAUCAGGAUCUUCUGGUGUUGCCUACAGAUGCUGCAUUAUUUGAGGACCCAGCAUUCAAGGUAUAUGCAGAGAAAUAUGCAGCAGACGAGGAAGCAUUCUUUAAAGACUAUGCGGAGGCCCAUGCUAAACUGAGCAGCCUGGGUGCAAAGUUUGAUCCUGCCGAGGGAUUCUCAUUGGAUGAUUAGCGCCGCGCGUGAGCCAGAGAACCCUUGAAGCAGCCAAACACACUUCCAAAAGGACCAGGGGACGGCACAACUUAAUCACCAUUGUUCCUCUCCAGCUUGGUGUCACCAUACUACAGGACGAGGCAUUUUCCCAUCUUAUUAUCAUAUAUGUACAAGAUAGAGAUUUUCCUUUCCAACUUGGUCAAAUUGUUCGAUUUGGCAAUUGAGGUCGCGAGUGCAAAAAUAGUACAGGCACGCCAAACAAAUCUGAGCCAUUCAUUCAUGUGAACCUGCUCCGAUGAGAAUUUCGUUUCAUUCGAAAGUUUAUCA
Molecule: messenger RNA, 1487 nt
Organism: Aegilops tauschii subsp. strangulata
Lineage: Eukaryota; Viridiplantae; Streptophyta; Magnoliopsida; Poales; Poaceae
Product: probable L-ascorbate peroxidase 7, chloroplastic
Biological process (GO): cellular response to oxidative stress; hydrogen peroxide catabolic process; response to reactive oxygen species
Molecular function (GO): heme binding; peroxidase activity
Source: RefSeq, a predicted model, not a curated record